Molecule: messenger RNA, 5341 nt
Organism: Plodia interpunctella (Indianmeal moth)
Lineage: Eukaryota; Metazoa; Arthropoda; Insecta; Lepidoptera; Pyralidae
Exons: 9
Coding region: 198-1352 (384 amino acids)
Biological process (GO): carnosine metabolic process
Cellular component (GO): nucleus; cytosol
Molecular function (GO): carnosine N-methyltransferase activity
Source: RefSeq, a predicted model, not a curated record
UGUCUGAUCUGACUGAAUUGAAUCAGACAGAAACUAAGAAGACAGACAGAUGUGAAUUUAUCGUCGAUUUGGAUUUGAUGGUUGUUCCCAAAAUAAUCUUAUUUUAAUCCGACUGCGAGGCAUUAGUACAUUAUUUUCAGUCAUUCCGCUCGUUUUCGUUUGAAGUGUUUGCGAAUUUUUCAAAGGAAUCAAGAAAAAUGUCAUCGACCCCGGCAGCCGAAGAAAUUGACGAGGCGAAAGAGCGCGCUCAUUUUCGAGCAGUUGUGAAUGCUUUUAAAUAUUAUAAACUAUGCAGCAUAGACAGAAUCCACAAGUCCGAGAAGAUUAUAUCAAUACUGCCAUCAUCUCACCAGCGACGGCUUGGCAAGUACAAGACAUACCUUGCCAAAUUCAAGAAUUGUCUCGAUGUUAACAACAGUGUUGUGCACAUGAUUAUCAAAGACGUGGACACAAUGUUUGAGAACGUGGACCACAGUGUGGAGGGCAGCAACGGAACGAACGGAGCGGAGAGCUUCGGGUGUAACUACAACAACUGCGAGAUCGCGUCGCAGAAGCAGCACAAGAUGCAGCAUGACGUCGAGAAGGUACAAUCAGUACUAAAGAACAUAGUGAGGGAUUGGAGUGACAUGGGUGCGCCGGAGCGGCUGCAGUGCUACAAACCCAUUCUGGACGAGAUCGACGAGCGAUAUCCCAUUGAAGAAGUCAGAAACCGCAGCCAUAUAAAAAUCUUAGUUCCGGGCGCGGGGCUUGGCCGGCUGGCGUGGGAGGUCAACGCCCGCGGGUUCUCGUGUCAGGGGAACGAGUUCUCGCUGUUCAUGUUGUUCGCGAGCAACUUCAUACUCAACCGCUGCGGUGAGGUAAACCAAUACACAGUGCACCCCUGGGUCCACCAGUACGUCAACAACAUGACGUGCGAACACCAGCUGUUGGGGGCCAAGUUCCCGGACGUGGCGCCCUCUGGCGACAGACCCAAUCAGAACUUGUCUAUGACAGCUGGGGAUUUCCUAAAGGUGUACACAGAACCAGACGAAUGGGACUGUGUGGCGACGUGUUUUUUUAUAGACUGCGCACACAACGUCAUAGAGUUUAUAGAGAGGAUAUACAGUAUAUUGCAGCCAGGAGGAUAUUGGAUCAAUUUGGGACCACUUUUGUAUCACUACAGUGACACACCGACUGAAAAUAGUAUUGAACCACCGUAUGACAUUCUAUUAGACAUUAUAAGGGACAUCGGAUUUGAUAUAUUAAAAGAGAAGACUGGAGUGAAAACGAAAUACGCACAGAAUCCUAACUCCAUGAUGCAGCAUGAGUAUGACUCAGUGUUCUUUGUGUGUAGGAAGCCUUAUUGUAUGUAGGGAGCCUUAUGUGAUAAUGUCAUAGAUGUAUUAUGUCCCGCGUCUUGAAGUUUGUACUGACGUCAAGCUGAAUAGGACUCAAAUUGAAAUAACUUAUUCGGAAAUUGACUUUUUACAGGUCAAACUUUUUCACGUCAAAUUUUAUAUUAUACUAGAGGUCCGUACCGGCUUCGCUCGGGUAAAAUAAUACUGUGUAGACGACUUGUUUUUUAUGUUGACAUGUUUUUGUUGAUUGUGUAGGGUUAAAACACGCAACCCCGAAAUUAACCAUGAAUCCCAUCAAUCAGUAUUUUUUUAUUUUAUAUUUCACAAAUAAAAUAUCUAGAUAAUCAUAUGAAAGUGAAAAUACAAAAUUUUUCUAGCUUUAAACCCACCAAAAUUGAAAAUCGCAUAAAUUAAUAUACGUACAAGCCUAAAUUAAACUCUAUUGCGCCGGAGAGUCUGUCUGCUGUUGAGUUGUCUGCACAGAAAAACGGCUCUGAGGCUCUAUGGCUAAGGAAGUAACCGAGACAACGCUCGGAUCACAGAGACAACUAGGCAUAAUAUAUCUAUGUUUUAUACCAACAUAUUUAAUUAAAGAGUAAACAGAAAAAAAAUCGUUUGUUUGUUUACAACAAAACUUGAAUUACAAUAUUUUUUUGUUUUUGUUUACCGCUCUCACAUAAGUACAUGUAUUAUAUAUUGUAUUGAUGUAUUAUAAUAGAACUAUCCACACAUUAGUUAGGUGAAUUCGGCGGCACGUGAACGGUUAAUCAUAUUUUAUGGAAUAAAAGUAAUCUUGAAUUAAUGAAAAGCAUACUUGACCAAAUUAAAAACAAACGUUUUCUUGUCAAACUUAUACAGUAGAAGCUAGUAGUUUUUAACUUGGCCAGAUAACUUUGUUAAUUCAUAUUGCUUAAUAUAAAUUAAUCGUCUAAAGAGAGAGAUCGCGAAUAAAAAAAAAUCCCUAAUAAGUGUAACAGAUUCAUAAUUGUAACGCAUCCAAAAGUCUAAUAUACUAGCUGCGUCCCGGGGCUUCGCUCCCGUGGGAAUAACACAUAGGUGUCUACCCUAUGUGUUAUUCCAGGUUAUAUUAGUGUACCAAAUUUCAUAACAAUCCGUCCAGUAGAUUUGGCGUGAAAGAGUAACAAACAUACAUACAUAUAUCCUCACAAACUUUCGCAUUUAUAAUAUUAAUAAGAUUAAUCUAUAGAAUUAUUUCUGUAACACUUGUCCGCCAACGAAGAGACCUUUUUAAAUUCCUAUUGACACGCCCGGUUUAAUUCCCGCUCGACACCCUCAAUUUUUUGUUAUUAAAAUUCCGACAUCGGUUUUCCCACUCGUCACUGGUGCUGGCCAAAUCGGUGACGAAUGGGAUUUUUUUCUUACAAAAAUUCCAACGGGGCGGGCCUAAGCUGGGGAUGACGAGCGGGAACUACCGAAAAUCCAUCCGGUAGUUUUUGAGUUUAUCGCGUACAUACAGACGCGAUGUGUCGUGUCGUGAAUUCUUUUUAUAAUAUGUGAAGAUAAAGAUGGAUAAUUUAUUUGCGGUCUCCCAUUCUAACAAAUUGUUAAUAUUAGGAUAGAUUCUAACAAAUUGUUAAUAUAUUGCUCCGUCGUCUUCCGUUGCGACUUCCUUGUUUUCCAUAGGUUUGAUAUUGGCUUGGUUGAUCCGUCGACGGACGAACGCAACGGAGGACGGCGAGGCAAUGAGGCUGGGCUGGGGAGGUAAUUUGUCUACAUUUGAAAGUGAUAUCAUAGACGAAAAUAAAAUGUACAGAUUGAAAACCAAAACACGCCUAAAGUAUAGUUUAGGAUAAAAAUAAAUACAUUUUACAUUUUAUUUUAAGCUGUGUUAGCGUAUUGUUUUAUGUUAAAUGCAUGUUAUAUAUGUAUGUAUCCAUUAUAUAUUAUAUACCAUGUCAGUAUAAAUAACUUUUGUACCGACAUAGUAUAUAUGUUACGGCAAAGUGGGGCUACAUCUAGGUUUAGCCAAACAUAAUAGGCUAAAUCUAGAUGUAGCUGAGCUUUGGGGUUUAGCUAUAACAUAAUGUAUAUUGUAUCCAUGUAGAUAUAGGCAAUACUGGAGCCGGCACAACUAAGAAUAUUUUGAUGCAAGGUUGCUAUCUCUUUCAUCUGUAGUACUUCUCUUAUUGAGACAUGGUUUUACGCCCUAUAAAAUAAAAAAAUAAAAUGUACCCUAUGUGUUGUUCCAGGUCAUUUUCAUAACAAUUCAAAUUUCAUAACGAUCUCCAGUCCAGUAGAUAAUGCGUGAAGAGGUGACAAACAAUUUAACUUUCGCAUUUAUAAUAUUAGUUGGGAGUAAACCCAUCUAUGGUAUAUGUCAUAGGUAUAACGUAUAGUCAUUGUAUAGUUCUAUCAGCUGACGAGCGCGUAUGUAAAUAGUAGCAUAUGACUCUCUUACUCUUCAACUCCACAUCAACUUCAAAAUCACCUCAAUCCGUUGCUAUGUUUUGACGUGAGACACGGACAAACAAAACACACUUUCACAUUUUAUAAUAUUAGCAUGGUGAAUAGAUGUGUGAUGUUGAGAAUCUUUUUGGAGUUUCUAGAGAGAGUACCAUAAAUAUUUUUUUAAGAAAUAAAUAAAUAAAAGCGAUCUUGGUUUCCUCGUUUAUAUAAAUCUAAUUAAUUGAUUUUACAAGUAAUUUAUUCCCUUUGGAUUCUAUCUUCCGCCGCGCAAGAGAGAGAGGUCGGGCUACAGAUGAAAGAGAUAGCAAAUACAUAUACUUCGGAUCAAAAAGUUCUUGUAGUUUAUACUAUGCUAUAGGUAAUACUGAAGCUAUAGAUCCUAUAUCUUCAUGAUUCUACCGGCUACAGAGAUGGUUUCAAGUUUAAAAAAAUUUUUGCUAUACUAUUAUCACAGGAGUAAGAAAUCGGAACAGAGGCUAAGUUUUCUAAGGAGUGUCCCUAAUUGUUACCUAUUUUAUUAGACAAAGGAUAUUUAAAUAAAUAAAAAAACAGUACAUUUAUUAGAUUUACACCUCCAAAACUAUUUACACUUUAAAGUAUCAUAAAAUAUUUACAAUUUAUUCUACUAAAAACAAUUUUAAAUUUUUUACCAAGCAAGAGCGCGACACAUUGUUACAGCCGUUGCGCGGCCCUCAGCUUGUCUACUGGCCGAGUGCGCAUGAACCGGUUUUAUCCAGUUGCGGCGCGUACGCGACAAGCGGCCAGUAGACACGCACACAUUCGCUGUACGCUUGUAUGUACACUACUAAGUGUACCUACGAAAAUGUAUGAAGCUUAGCCUCUAUUCCGAUUUCUUACUUCUGUGUCAUUGUAGUCCAGGAAAUGUAUCACAAAAUAAAGUAUUAUUCUUUUGUCGCCUUGCGCUUAGAACUGAGCAUUUUUGGGUUCCGCAGUAAACAAGGAACCCUUAUUAAUUAAGCAGUAUUCAAUAUAGUAUUUGAAAUCGAAAGUGAAUAUUGGAAUUUUUAUUGCCUGAGCCAUAAAGUUUGUACCAUGUUUUAGUGCUCAUACAAAAUGUUGAAUGCAAUGUGAUCUCUCUGUCGUCAAUAAAAUUUUAUGUCAAAAAUGACGUUUUUGUAAAAAAAAAGGUCUUAAAACUUUUAUAGUGUAUAUUGAUUUCCGCCUUGUACCUAAGGUACUAAGAUCACAAUUUGUUGUUUAUGGUUUCGCAAAAAUGGACAUAACUCAGCGGCACACACUAAGCUGACGAUCCGUCCGCUAUAUGGAGGUCCUGGGUUCGAUUCCUAGCGCGGGCAAAUUUUUGUCACAUGAUCACAGUUAUUUAUUUUAGUAUGCGUUUGUGGGUGUGUUGUGCCCAUUACUGUGUUUUGUGUCCUACGAUACAAGCUUAGUGCUUCGUGUGAGCCGUUGAGUAUUGUCUGUUUAAAGUUAUAUAUAAUAGUUACUCCUAAGGUCGUAAGGAAAGCGCAAGGCGUUUUAAAACCGAAGACUUUUAGCAGUUAUGUUGUUAGCUUUACGUAAGUACACGAGAUUAUAAUUAAAUUGUUUAUUGGGAA